This is a messenger RNA of Lindgomyces ingoldianus, 1200 nucleotides long. RefSeq names its product acyl-CoA N-acyltransferase. The record is from RefSeq and is a predicted model, not a curated record. Bases 114 to 902 code for a protein of 262 amino acids. Gene Ontology annotation, molecular function: aralkylamine N-acetyltransferase activity. The transcript has 2 exons. Gene Ontology annotation, cellular component: cytoplasm. NCBI's taxonomy places the organism in Eukaryota, Fungi, Ascomycota, Dothideomycetes, Pleosporales, Lindgomycetaceae.
CAUCGCAUCUCGGAUUCGCACAGCUGCGUGUGCCCACCAGAGUCGUCUGUUCGUUGUGCACGCAGCAGCCCUGAACCGAACUCACACGUCACGAACGCUCGAUCGACGCCAAGAUGCCUCGAGAUCUGGAAUCGGAAAAAGCUACCCUUGAGGGUAUGCCUCCGUUGUCGAAGGAAUCCGAAGCGGGACCGCCUGAUCCGACUCCACUUUACUUUCUCCCCACCGAAGUGAUGGACCCGAAAUUCAAGAAGAUGAAGGACUUGCACCCAUACUCAUUGCUACUCAAUCAAGAAGAUCUUGACGAGUGUGACUGGCUCGAGCAUGUUGCAUUUGACCCGCACGAGGCCGCGUCUAGAGAGAAGCUCGACUACCGACUGCACGUCUGCGGCGAAUUGUGCACCGGAAUAUUCACUUCCUCGUAUGCUACCGCACCACCACCUCUCGGCCCACUCCUCCGCUCACGAACCUUCCCUGGCAUUGACUCUUCUGAUUCCGACCGCAAGAAAGUCCUUCUCGGCCACAUCAUCGCAACCAAACAUGCCGCACCCCUCGUCACGGACGCCUCCAUGGACUUCCCCAAGGACUGGCGCCAAAAGUACCAAAUGACUCCCUCGGCUGGCCACAACGAAGACGGCCAAACCAUCUGCCUCCAUUCACUAGCCAUCCACCCCGACUUCCAGGGCCGCGGGCUCGGCAAGGUCCUCCUAAAGGGGUUUACGCAGCGUAUGAGGGAUAGCGGAGUCGCUAAGAGGGUCGCUCUGAUUUGCCAUGAGCGGUUCGUAGCAUUCUACGAGGCGUGUGGAUAUAGGAAGGUCGGACCUAGCGACUGCACUUAUGCGGGAGGGGGGUGGUUCGACAUGGCUAUUGACUUUGAGGGCUUGAAGGAUGACCCAGACUUCUGAUAAAGGGUCCUGAAGUGCAUACGGCGUUUAGGCGGGUGGGUAAUGAGCGAAGCCACGUUUCUGGGAUGGCAAUAUUGAUUGUGAUGGAGGCUGCGUUCUGGGUUCUUUCAUUGGAUGUGGCAUGAGUAUAUGACGUCUAUGCUGCAUAGGUAAUUUAGAUGUGAAUGUAUUUCAUGGCAGCUAUGACGAGGGAGGAGGUACUAUUCAUACCAAUAAACAAGUGAGUCUCGAAUGCACCUUAUACUAGCUGAAUUCGUUUGGAAUCCUCUUGCAGGACUUCAAGAACAGGAAGGAUGAG